UCUGCCUGUGGUAUUUUUAUCGCAGCUUCCGACACCUGUAGUUUCAGACUUUCAGUUGAUCAUGUCCUCCCACUCUGCUACAUACGUGAACACCACCUCCAAGUCCCCAACCAUCAUAAGAGUCCCGCAUUUCAGUUAGUAAUCAAUCCAAAUCAACAACCCAAAUCUAUCCCCGAUCCUGGAAGACCUUCGCCACACCGAUCGCCGAUCGACAAUGCCGAGGUCUUCCUCGGACUGCAACCCGUGCAGCGGCAUGCUCGCGCUCUUCAGGAAGCGGCCGAGGGCGCAGCAGCUGUCGCAGCCGCCGAAGCCGACGCUGCUCCGCCGCGCGUUCGGCAGGAUGACGACGAACCGCCGACGCCGGCGCCACCGCGCCAGCAGCUUCAGCUCCGUGCGCGCGGUCUUCUGGCCGCUCAUGUCCAUGGGGUCGGACAUCGACCGCGGCGAGGCCGGCGACCGGCCGCCGCGGAGCUCGUCCGCCGACAGCGGCGGCACCGCCGUGCGCGCGCCGUCGCCGUCCCUUGACACGCCCGCCGCGACCACCACGGCAGCGCGGGUGCUCGCGAUCCAGGCCCAGCUCGGCGAGGCCGCGGCGUCCUCGGCGCCGGUGAAGCCGACCACCACGGCGGGUGGCGCCGUGCGAGCGCUGCCGGCGACGCCCGACGCGCCAGCCGCGCAGACGGCCACGGCCGCGCGGGUGCUCGCGCUGCAGGCACGGCUCGGAUCGGCUGCGGUAUUCGCGGCGCCGACGAAGCCGAGCGGCACGGCGAUGCACCGUCUCAGCGACGUGGCCGCCGCCUGCGGCGACGGGGACGUGGAGGAGGCGUGCAGAGGCUUCGAGAGGCAGCUGAUGGAGAUGCUGGUGGAGGAGGCCAAGGUGGGAGACCUCAUGGACGUCGAGGAGCUCCUCGGCUGCUGGGAGGAUCUCAAGGCCCCGGUGUUCGUCCGGCUCGUCGGCCGCUUCUACGGCGACCUCUGCAUGGACCUAUUCGCCGGCCUCGACGACGACGUGUCGUCCGAGUCGUCUGAUGAUUCGACUGUUUGACCGCGCGCGCGCGGGGAUGCUUUUUGGGGUUUUCAGUUUUUUUCUUCUUCGCGCCGUGACAAGUGGAAUGUCAUAUUUUCAGAACAAAUUAUGAUUUGCCAAUCUGCUUUACGAAUACUCCACAGUAUUUUCACGUGUAAGGAUGAU
Lolium perenne is the source of this 1192-nucleotide messenger RNA. Lineage: Eukaryota; Viridiplantae; Streptophyta; Magnoliopsida; Poales; Poaceae. The record is from RefSeq and is a predicted model, not a curated record.